Messenger RNA from Nelumbo nucifera (sacred lotus), 1330 nucleotides. Its product is annotated as NEP1-interacting protein-like 2. The record is from RefSeq and is a predicted model, not a curated record. NCBI's taxonomy places the organism in Eukaryota, Viridiplantae, Streptophyta, Magnoliopsida, Proteales, Nelumbonaceae.
AAAGCUGUUAGAUGGAUGCCUCUUUUUCAUUUAUUUUCCCCUCGUACCUUCCCUCCAUUCGAGAAACCCUAACUUCCGGUUGCAGGUAGGUCUGCUUGUAAUGGUUGCUGACGCAUUGGCCUAAAAUAUAGGGCAGACCAAUCCAUGUUCUAAUGUUCUUUGUCUGUGGCCAUCGACGUGAAGGAAUUAGUGCUUAUCAUCCGUCAGUCCCCAAAAUUAAGGGUUGAGGUGUCUGAUUCUACCAAUGGAAGUCGUUCCUUACUGCACCUGUAGUGGAUUCCGGAACGGUUCUGGCGUUUGUGCUUCCUGUGGCAGUUCUCGGCCCGACGCAAGACGAGCGUCGCCGCCUCUUUCCUAUUUUCCAGCGAUGUCGGGCGGUGAUGAAGGGGGCAUUGACGGCGGAGAUAAUAGAAUUCAUUAUUUUAUUCCCAGGUUGAUCGUCGGUGCCAUCUCCGGAGCUCUUACAGGGCUUUUCGCUCUAGCUGGAGCUUUCACAGGAGCAGUUACUGGUGCAUUAGCAGGUCGGGCUUCUGAGAGUGGUGUCCUUCGUGGGGCUGGCCUUGGAGCUGUUGCUGGGGCUAUUUUAUCUGUCGAGGUUUUGGAAGCAUCCCGUGCUUAUUGGUGUUCAGAAAGAUCUGGUUCCCGUAGUUCAUCAUCGAUGGCAGAUUUCAUAGAGGAGCUCCUCCAUGGGAGGUUUGUACAAGAACAGUUCGCUCCAACAAUGUUUACAGCCCACCGUUGGCAGGUGAGCAUGGCCAAUAUAAGUUAUGAUGAGAUAUACGAUAUCUAUGGUGAAGUUGCAUUCCGAGGUCUGUCCAUGGAGUCAUUGAAGAAACUUCCAUACCACAUAAUCACGGUUGAGAACAAGGCAGAGUGUGGCGAUAAUUUGUGCUGCACAAUCUGUUUGCAGGAUAUAGAAGUAGGGGAAACAGUGAGAAGCUUGCCAUUGUGCCACCACACAUUUCACUUGACGUGUGUUGACAAGUGGCUUAUUGGGCAUGGGUCGUGCCCAGUGUGCAGGCAAGAUGUAUAGUAUUGUAGGUUCUGGUAUUGUGUACAUGAAACCGGCAAACAGGUGCUUGAUCAUUUGGGUCCUUGUAGCCUUAUUAGUUGCUGCUCAAUGAUCUUUUUAGAUGAAUGUGUAUAUAUGUUCUCCUGUAAUAUAGAUGGAUGUAGAACUCUGUCACUUAACUGACAGAGAAGAUAUUUCUUCCCACUCUUGGAGAAUUUCAAUAUUGGCGCUGGGGGAACUGUGUACCCAUUUUAUUCUGUAUCCUCAUUUUCUUACAAUAUAUUUGAUUUAUUAAUCUACUAUCCUAUGUUAGAAUAA